This is a messenger RNA of Blepharisma stoltei, 366 nucleotides long. The record is from the annotation of a GenBank genome assembly. NCBI's taxonomy places the organism in Eukaryota, Ciliophora, Heterotrichea, Heterotrichida, Blepharismidae.
AUGAAUUGCUUUAUAGUUUGCAUCAAAGCAAUUAAAAAGAAGUCAACGAAGCAAAUUCUGCCGAAACCUGAAGAAACGUCUAAUUCUCCAAGUUCACAGACACCAAAUAAUAGAGAUCACUCGAGAUCUCUAAGCUUAAUCUCGAUUCUUUCAGACUCAAGCAAACUCCCCGAUGACAGCGUUGAUUUAAGCAGUAAUGUCCCUUAUGUCCAAAGAAAAAGACCUAAGGUUUAUAAUUUAAGAAAUAAUUCAAUCACAGUUCGACACACAAAAACAAAUGAAGUUGUUUCUAGCCAAAAAACCAGGUUUAUCAGAAUUCUUAAAAAUUGUCCAUCGCCUCAACCAACUGCUCAAGUGAAAAAUUAA